This is a messenger RNA of Rhineura floridana, 3162 nucleotides long. RefSeq names its product adenylate kinase 8 (gene AK8). Gene Ontology annotation, molecular function: ATP binding; AMP kinase activity; nucleoside diphosphate kinase activity. Gene Ontology annotation, biological process: nucleoside triphosphate biosynthetic process. The transcript has 13 exons. The record is from RefSeq and is a predicted model, not a curated record. The coding region runs from base 183 to 1541 and encodes 452 amino acids. Gene Ontology annotation, cellular component: cytoplasm. Lineage: Eukaryota; Metazoa; Chordata; Lepidosauria; Squamata; Rhineuridae.
GGCAGCGUCUCUCGAGGGUUUCAGGCGGGGACACUCCACGCCCAACUGCCAUUGGAGCUUGUACCCGGGCCCUUCUGCUCUACCAUUGAAGUACAGCCCUUCCCGUUCAAACAGCGUUGUAGAACGUUCCUAGCGCCCCGCCCACUUGAACUCCGCGAUCUCCAGGAGAACCCUGCGAGGAGAUGCUUAAAGGUUUGCUAAUUCACAAGCCGGAACAGCCAGUGGACUUCUUGAUCAAUCAGUUAAAGCUAGACAGUUACGAUGUUCCAAAGAUCUGUAUACUUGGCCCACCAGCUUCUGGGAAAACAACUAUUGCAAUGUGGCUUUGUAAACAACUGGGAGUCCCGCGGAUCUCUCCAGAGAAUUUGCUAACCAGUUCGUGGUCAGCCCUGACAGACAAAGUACAGGAGUAUCAGCGCAGACAACAGAAAAUUCCCGAUGAGCUCUGGGCCGAACUGAUUGAGGAACGCCUGCAGAUUGAGGACUGUCUUCACGGCGGUUGGGUUAUGGAAGGGCUCCCUGAAAGCCGAGAACUUGCAAGGGCCAUGCUGUCAUCGGGCAUCAUUCCCAAGCACGUUGUGGUGCUUUAUGCUCCGGACGUUGUGCUCAUUGAGAGGAAUCUUGGGAAAAGAGUGGACGUUGUUACCGGAGAGGUAUACCAUACAACAUUUGACUGGCCAGCAGACGAAGACACACGCCUGCUCCUGGAAGCGCCUGGAGACAUAUCUGAAACGGAGACCUCGAGGCGGUUAAUGGAAUACCACCACAACUACCCUGGAAUUCUCCAGUCCUUUGGGAAGCAUAUGAAAUUGAUCAAUGCCGACCAGCCAUGUGCAGAUGUCUUCUCGCAGGUUCUGACCCAUGUCCAAGUUCUGCCUCCAACUCUCGCCCCAUUUUCGCCCCGGAUUCUCCUUUGCGGACCUCCGGGCUCUGGGAAAAGCCUGCAGGCAGCCUUGCUAGCUCAGAAAUACGGCAUCAUCAACGUUUGCUGCGGGCGAAUGCUAAAGGAAGCUGUAGCCGUUGAGACAAAACUUGGAGAACUCAUUAAGCCGUAUUUUGACAGCGGAUGGCCAGUCGCCGACAACAUUGUCGUAAAGCUCCUCUCGGAGCGUCUGAACAGGCUGGACUGCCAUCUCCGAGGCUGGGUCCUCCACGGCUUCCCAAGGGACGAAGACCAGGCAAAGCUGAUGAAGCGGGCAGAUAUUCACCCGAACAGGGUGUUUUUCCUGAAUCUCACAGCUGAAACGAUUCUGGAGCGUCUCACUUACCGUAUGCUUGACCCGGUCACUGGAGAAAGGUACCACACCUUGUUCAAGCCGGCUGCCUCCAAGGAAGCCAGCGACCGCCUCCUGAUGCACCCUAGGGAUACGGAGGAGGCCGUGAAGCUCAAUGUGGAAGCCUACUCCCGUCUCUCCAGCAGCCUGGAGAGCUUCUUCAAAGACGGCAUCUUUAUCAACGGCGACCAAGACCCGCAGACGGUCUUUGAGUACAUAGAGAGCUACAUCAUCAGUCCGCUCCCAAACCCUCAGAAAAGUUUCUGAGAGCAUACAGUAAAUGGAGCCCCGCACCCCCCCAGCAGGGAGGUCUGACCCAACGUUAAUCCAGGACCGGUUUGCAGUCUGUCCUCGAAAACGGUUUGGCUCUAGGCUGGUUUUCCUUCAGGCUACCCAGCCCGCCCACCCCUCCCCCAAAGGAGAACAAACGGGUUAAGGAAAUACAAGCCAUCCAACCUUCAAAGCAGGAUCCCCUGUAACAGGAAUUGGGAAUCUAGGACCCUCCAACUGGACUCCCAGCUCCCAUCAGCCCUGUUGCCUGCAGGGGCUUAUGGGAGUUGGAAUCUAACAACAUCAAGAAGCACCAGGUUAGACUACAACUCCCACCAUCCCUGACUAUUGGCCUAGCUGGGGCUGAUAGGACUUGGAGUCCAACAGCUUCCUCGCCACUGAAUCAGAAGGUAUCACCAAUCUUCUAGGUUAGGCAGGUCUGGUAUAAAUAGGAGCCUGGGUCCUCCCUGCCGCCUUCGGCUUUUCAACAGAGCAGGAUCUUUUGCUUGCUAGAUUUUGGGCUCCUGGCUCCACCCACUCAGGAUGCUGACCUGAGGCAUCCUCUGCUAGAGAUAACGCAUCUUCCAAGUCUUGAUCCAGGUGUUGCUGCUUUAUUCCUUACAACAGGGGUGGGGAACCUGUGGCUCUCUAGAGGUUGCUAGACUACAACUCCCAUCAUCCCUCAACCAUUGGCCAUUCUAGCUGGGGGGCUGAUGGGAGUUGGAGUCCAACAACAGCUGGAGGACCACAGAGGCUCCCCAUCCCGGCCCACAGAUAGGUGGUGGGGUGCGGAGAAUAUUCAGUUAGAAUAGAACCCCCCACCCACCGUGCAUCUGAUUUCUCAUUAUCCCAAGGGAAAUUAAAAGAGGUAAUGUUCUUGAAUAUCAAGCAAACAGGAUUUUUUUUUUGUUCUGGUAAUCCCAAGUAGGUUCAGUGACAGAAAAAAAGAAAAGCCCCCCCCCCACACACACACACUCCUGUCCUUUCCUGUCUUGGUGAUUGUUCAAAUAAACCCUUAAGUUUGAUUCCCCCCCCCCAAAGUUUUGCCUGGUGUGUCUUGGGUCUGAGGGUGUAGAACAGGCUAUCAAAAGCUCUCUGGACAGCAGACAUUUCCCAUCCAGCCUCGCAGCAGUACUUUUUUUACGAAAUCCACUGAUGUGCGCCAGGGGGGAAGAAAAUUAAAGGGUGCCACUGAAAUGUUUGGAGGAGGGACCAGGAAAAGCACUUUCUAAAGAAAAUGAUAACUAAUAACGGCAACAAACGACACAGCUGGAAGCCACCUGCCUGCCUCAGGAUCGUUUGGGGGAAAGGUCUGUGGGCCUCGCAGAUGUCCUGGCAGAGGGACUCUAGUCCUUUCCUUCAGGUGGCACCAGAGAGCUUCUUCUGCGGUGAUACUGCAGAGGUUGCUUGCCACGCUCAGGCGGGCCCUGCUGGCCAAAGGUACUAACAGGCUAUGGCAGGUUGGUCCCGUUAGGUCAGCCUGCUGAAGGCUGCAGAAACAAAAGGGGCGGAGCCACCGAUCUGAAUUUCACUCUGUGCAGUAGGCUAGUUCCUACACAAACUCUCACACCGCUCUCUCCAGGCCAGUAGGGGGCGUUAGCAGCAUUCAAGGGCACCU